CUGAGCAACACUGCCUCGGUCAAUUGCAACCAGGAUAUACCACUUCUGGCAUUCAACUGCCGUCCUCUAUUGACUCACGGUCUAUUCAAACCCCGCUAUCCUUCUAUCAUAAACGAACACUCCUCCCACCAACACAACCCCCACAAUCAUCCCCCACAACCAAACUACCACCACCACCACCACCCAUAAAACCACCCCCAAAAUGACCCCCCCAAAUCCCAGCCCCUACGAACUCGGCACCUUCCUCCCAGGCGGGCACAACACCGACCCCCCGCUCCCCGAAACCAGCCCCACAACCAACUACCGCCUCAACCACAGCAUGCUGCGCAUCCGGGAUCCCACCCGCAGCCUCAACUUCUACAUCAACCACAUGGGCAUGCGCACAGUCUGGACAAUGAACACCGGCCCCUUCACCCUCUACUACCUCGGCUACCCGUCCACGGCAACCGACCGCGCUGACCUCCCCGCCUGGGCCGCCCGCUUGUCGAACCCGCAGACGCUCACCUCGACGCUGGGCCUGCUCGAGCUGUACCAUGUUCAUGGCACUGAGAGGGAUGUGGAGGAUGGGGGCGUUGAGAUGAGUACCGGGAAUGUGCCGCCUCAUCUUGGGUUUGGGCAUUUGGGGUUUACGGUUCCGGAUGUGGGGGAGGCGUUGGAGAGGUUGAGGGGGGAGGGCGUGAGGGUUGUUAAGGAGUUGGGGGAUAGUGGGAGGGAGACGGUGCCGCUUAGUGGGUGGGAGGAGGGGAGGGGGGUGGGGGUUGGUGAGCUUCAUGGGAAUUAUAAGAGGUUUUUUGAUCAGAUUGGGUUUGUGGCUGAUCCGGAUGGGUAUCUUGUUGAGCUUGUUCCGCAGAAUAUGCAGUAGAUGGCUUUGUGGUUGUGAGGGGAGGACUGAUAUACAUGCGUGUAUCGCCUGGCUCUAUGCGUCAGAAAGGUAUUGUUGCAUUAUUAUGCAUGUCAGUAUAGGCGAGACAAUUUGCCCAAGGACCCAGUCUAGCAAUCUGAGACAGACAGUCCAUAGCAGUGGAGAGAAUAACCAUCAUAUUUUU
Aspergillus campestris IBT 28561 is the source of this 1046-nucleotide messenger RNA. RefSeq names its product putative lactoylglutathione lyase (Glo1). The record is from RefSeq and is a predicted model, not a curated record. NCBI's taxonomy places the organism in Eukaryota, Fungi, Ascomycota, Eurotiomycetes, Eurotiales, Aspergillaceae. The transcript is spliced from 2 exons. Bases 203 to 862 code for a protein of 219 amino acids.